GAACUAGAUGUGGAUGUGCGUGCUAGCCAGUAAGACAAGUUAAGCGAGACACUCGACACUCGACACUGACCACCAACCCGACAAUCCACAAACACAUCGUCAUCGCCUCAUCAUGGCCAUCAAAGACUUAAGCAGACAACUGCUAAUCACAUUAAUGCUCAUCGGAGCCCUGCUUGGCCAGCAGUUGCCCAACGACGAGACUAGCAGCAGCAGCAGCGGCGACACCUCCGCUCCCUCCUCCACAAGCGCACCUGGUUCGGCACGACCGCCGCCACGGGUGACGCUCAACAAAUGCUGCCAUUUGGGCGAGUAUCUCAAUGGCACCACCCGCUCCUGCAUAGCGGGCAACUCGGAGCUGUGGGUGCCCAUGGUGUACCUCAUACAGCAGCAGCGCUUCUUUAAGCCCAUUGGCGCCAGUCCGCGCUUCAUGAAGUUCACCGCCCACGUACGACCCGUCUGCCAGGAGCAGCAGCUGGAGCUGUUCAGCAGUAGGCCGGGCAAUGUCAUCAUUUUCCCUAAUGGCACACUGUCGGUGCGCGAGCGCCUGAUUCUGGUGGAGCCGCACAACUAUUGCGUCGAUCGGGAUGUGGCAUUGGUCUGCCUGGAAGCACCCGCAGCAGCAACAGCAGGUAACCGAGAGACUGCACCCGAACGGGGAACCGAAACGGGAAUGGCAUCCCUGGUGACGCCGCCUGCAACGCUGCGCAUGCGCAAAUGCUGCGGCAAGUGGGGCAGCUACGACACCAGCCUGAAGACCUGCAACCUGCAGCCCAGUCCCCCCACCGACGGCCAGCUACGGCUGGGCCCACAACUACCGGAGGGCAGCUAUCAGACCAGCUACGGCCUGCCCGAGUGCGUGGCCACAAAUGCAAAUACAAAUAUCGGCUAUGCCAUUGCCGGCGACUGGCACGAAGCCCAGCUAAAUCGAUCUUCCGGCGAGAUCCGGCUGUCGCAUCACACCAAUCUCAGUGCCAGCCAGUACUGUCUGGAGCACACGCAACGCGAGGGAGAGGUGAAGAUCAUUGCCUGUUCGCAUCACUUUUCACACGCCACACACGGCGACGGUCAGAAUGGGGGCUCCGGCGCACUGGACGAGGAUGGCCAAAGCUCGGGUAUGCGGCUGCAGAAGGCCGUCCUAACCGGCGGCAUACUCGUUUCGGUGGUGUUCCUGGCGGCCACACUCGUUGCCGGCUUUAUGCUGCCCGCCGUCCAUCAUGCUCUACACUGGCGCUGCCAGAUCUGCUACGUCUUCUGCCUGCUGGUGGGCAAGGUGCUGCUGGCCAUCGAGGAGCUGAACACAUCGAUACUGCCGGGCUCCGUGGCCUGUCUGCUGCUGGCCAUUGGCAUGCAGUUCUUCUUCCUGUCGGCCUUCUUCUGGCUCAACACGAUGUGCUUCAAUAUCUGGUGGACGUUCCGGGACUUUCGACCGAGCUCCCUCGAGCGGAAUCAGGAGGCGCUGCGACUGCUCCUCUAUUCCGUGUACGCCUGGGGCGUGCCCCUGCUGAUCUCAACGAUAGCCGCCUGCGUGGACCAGCUGCCGGAGACGACGCUGCUGCGGCCGGGCUUCGGGCAGCUCUAUUGCUGGUUCGACAAUCGAUCGGUGUCCAUUUUUGCCUACUUCUACGGCCCCAUUGGGCUGCUGCUCUGCGCCAAUAUUGCCCUGUUCAUCUCCACCACCCACCAGCUGACGUGCGGCCUGUGGAAGCGGGACGAUGUCAAGUCGUCCACGGAAAAGUCGGCCCUCGGCAAGGUCUGCCUCAAGCUGGUCGUCGUGAUGGGCGUCACAUGGAUAGCGGACAUCAUGUCGUGGCUGGUGGGCGGGCCCCAUGGCGCCUGGUUCGUCACCGAUCUGAUCAAUGCCCUGCAGGGCGUCUUCAUUUUCAUUGUGGUCGGAUGCCAGCCGCAGGUGUGGACCGCCUGCAGGCGCAUCUGCUGUCCACGGCUCCGUCACGACAUCACCAACACCACCAAUGGAGUCCAGCACUCGAGCAGCUCCCAGGGCCUGCCCUCGAUGGCCGGCUGUGGCACAGAGUUCACGCAAAACACCACAAUGCAGAGCUCAGCGCCCAGCAGUGUGUCCCCAACUGUGGCUGAUACCACCGCAACCCCACCAACAACGACGAGCACAGCGGCAGCCCUUCCCCCCACUGCAAAGAUGGAAACUGUUUGCUAAAGAAAACUGGAGACGAGACGAGCGACAAUGCGAAAGUAAGCCCUCUGUCCCUCCCUCCGUCCACACGAAAAUAAUGGCAUUGGAGCUGGGGGACUGGAGUAUCCGAGGCACACUUGCGCAAUAGCAGUAAACAGCAGCAGCAGCAGCGCAACCAACAUUCAAGCACGCGCAUUGACCGGCCCAGCUAAUUGUCUAUGUGUUUGAGAGUGUGUGUAAAAGUGAGUGCAUGUGUGUGAGACCGUCUUGCGCGUGAUUUUGAAAUCGGCCAACAAGGGGAAGCAGAAGUAGGGGCAGGCAGCGGCAGCGGACAAUGGCCGACAGUAAUUCAGUAUUCAACUUCAAUCUUCAAUUUGAGCAAAACACAAAAGAAAUGUAAGAGUAUUUUAUUCAUAUGGAUAUGUACAUAUGGAUGUACGUAUGUAACUUGAGCACAACAUAACGGUAGGAUAGAUGGGGGAUAGCAGGGCAGGACAGGGUCAGAUUAACACGUUUUAAUUGAAUUGAGCCCAGACAUGGGUAAGUGUUGCAAAACGCAGUAGAGUAUAUGUAUGUGUAUACGUACAUACAUAUGUACAUAUACCGCAAACAGGAAUGCACAAUAGACAAAGCAGUGCAAUUGUUAAUGAUGGGGGUUUUCGUUCCAGGGAGAUUUUCCAAUAGAACUUGAACAGCUGCCGUUGCCGCUGCUGCUGAAUGCAGCGCACAACCACAAGGAAUUUAUUGUUGAGGCAUUUUUGUUGUAUUCUCGUGAUAUUCUGCUUUGGCCGUUCUAUCCUAACAAAAAUCUCAAGUGUGAGAAAACCAGCAGCCGCCAGCAGAUAGAACAAACAAACACACACACAUACUAUACGUAUAAAAAUACAUGAACACAUGUAGAUUGUUUAACAUUUAAAUUAGUCGAUUCUGGAUGCUGGGCUCUAAUUUGAAUUUGGAAUCCCAUUUCGAUUCCCAUUGAGAAGAUUGCACCAAAAAAAAAAAAAAGCUGCUGGCAUUUGAUUUAGACGUGCUGCGUCACACGUACCCGCUUCCUCACGUGUUCUCACUCACUCUCUCUCUCCCAGAGACCAGUAUUAGAUUAGUGUAUGAGUGUGUGUGUGUGUUUGUCAUUCGGCAUUGCUCAAUAAUUUGAUUCUUGCAUUCUUUUACAAUCUUCCAAGUGGAUUCUGGCACUAUUUUUAAGUGUGUUGUGUGGCAGAAAUCUGUUUUAAAUUAAACAUUUCUUAUAUUUUGUUCUUCUGGGAGUUCGUUUGUUUUUUGUAAGCCAAACAAACAGGAAUUUAUUUACUCGCGCAGGCAUAAACAAAAAAAUAUCUACAUAGGUACAUGUGUGUGUGUGUCUGAUUGUUUCCCUAAUAGUUGUUUUCCUCUUGGGUACAAAGACAAACACACACACACAUGCGUGCGCGCGCGCACAAUCAAAUUUAUCAUCAAAAGUUCAACGAUACUGAUCGAUCAAGGUUAAAUGGUAGAAGUAAAAAAAAAAGUGGGCGCAGCAGAUGCCAAAAAGGAAAGCGCGUUUAAUUAAACAAUGAUCGGCCCAUCCAUCACGCACGUACUCACACACUCUAUAAACGCAUUGUUCCGUUAUGUUUCUGGGCGGCCUGCUAUCGAUAUCGAUUUAUUUAUAUCCUUUUGAGGCGCCCAAUUCAGAAUGUAUUCAACUUCCUCCCCGCACGUAUUUUUACAUAUGUAUAUUUUAAAUCCCUGAAAACACAGAAACUAAAAGCAGUACAAUUUUUUUUAUUUUAUUAUUAUUGUAUUUAAUUUAAUUUUUUUUUCCAUUAAUUAAUUGUAACUUAUAUCUGAAUUUGUGCAUACAAUAUUUAGUUGGCGCGUCUAACGUGCGUAAUUAUCGAAUACCUAUCGAAUAGCGUAGGCACACACGCAUGUAUUAUGUAAUAGAACUUCCAAAGUGUUCAGGCCAAAAGUUAGUUUCCCGCUCCCACAUGGCGAUCCCAGGAUAAGGAUCCCUAUAAAACCUAUAUAUACAUAUAUUUGUAAAAUUCAAUUGUUUAUUUGUGUAUGUUUAAUUGUAUAUAGUACCUACUAAACGAGAAAAUAUGUCUUCUUGGAAACGUAUUCAAGUAUCUUGGAUCAAAACAACGAAUUGAAAUUGAAAUUAUGAUGAUACUAUCCAAUGACUGAUAAAGGCAGCGAAUACUUUAUAUCUAGAGCAUAUUUUUGAUACUAACGACUAUUGUACAUAUGAUAAGCAUAUCCUAUACAAUUGACUAGCCUAAGACUAGCCCGACAUAAUUAUUAUUUUACGCAUUGCCCUGCCCUGAGAUAUCUCUACAUAUUUCCAUUUGACUCGAAUCCCUGCAACCCGUAACCUGUAACCAAACAACGAAUCAACAAUAUCUAUGUAGUUGCUAAGAUUUAUCCUCUACAUCGAUGCUAAGUCUUUACGAUAAAGUGUUAUUAACUAAAACAAACGCAUACAAGUCUGCACAUAGUCCUCAUA
Molecule: messenger RNA, 4637 nt
Organism: Drosophila subobscura
Lineage: Eukaryota; Metazoa; Arthropoda; Insecta; Diptera; Drosophilidae
Gene: mthl1
Product: probable G-protein coupled receptor Mth-like 1
Exons: 2
Coding region: 113-2173 (686 amino acids)
Biological process (GO): G protein-coupled receptor signaling pathway; cell surface receptor signaling pathway
Cellular component (GO): membrane
Molecular function (GO): G protein-coupled receptor activity
Source: RefSeq, a predicted model, not a curated record